This is a messenger RNA of Carica papaya (papaya), 1058 nucleotides long. Its product is annotated as GATA transcription factor-like protein. The record is from RefSeq and is a predicted model, not a curated record. Lineage: Eukaryota; Viridiplantae; Streptophyta; Magnoliopsida; Brassicales; Caricaceae.
UCACUGAGAGUGUGGGUAAAAUAUUUAUUUAGCUAGUAGGCGCUAGCAAUUUCCAGAACCAACUGCUUUAUUCUCCAAUACGACACGUGGAAGCUACACUCUACACGUUAAAGAAUAUAAGGUUCGAUUUCUCUUGCCACGUGGACAGGCGACACGUGUCUUCAUCCGACAUGGAUCUCUCCAGAAUCUCCUCUCUUGCUUCUUCCACCACCUUCUUCUUCGCCGCUUCAAAUAUCUUCAAUCUGACACAGCAAAAUAACGAAGAGAAGAUGCAAUCAAGAUUGGCAAUAGCGGCUUCAAGAUCGGGCUCUGCAAUUGUUUCCGCUCGAAGUCAAACUUUAAGUCAACUAUUUGCAUCCACUGGUCGCACUGCAAACCCUACUAUUCACUCUGAACCAUCCGAAGAUGCAGGGAAGGUGGCCGAAGAACCAGAACCAGCUCAAGGCCCAAAAAGAGAUCCAAUAGACAAAACCAUGAUCAGUAAUAAACAGAGCACUACGCCAUUCUCACCUCCAAAACUGCCUCAUGCUCAGACCUCAAGACUGGAGAAUCCUGGUGUGAGCCAGCCUGUGGACUCUUACAAUCAACAGAAGCGUGCCAACUGGACUGCGGUGGCUCAUGUAAUUGAAAACGUGAGUUGUGCAGGGCUUGAUGGAACGCCAUUGCGGGAGCAAGAGGAGAAAGAGUCUGAUAAAGUAGAGGAAGAAAAGGAAUACUACAAGCACCACAAGGCAUCGCCGUUGUCGGAGAUUAGAAUUGCGGAUACUCGAAAGCCCAUAACAAGGGCGACGGAUGGGACUGCCUACUCCGCCGAGUACGGGCCAGGAAAGGACGUAAUAGGGUGGCUGCCGGAGCAGCUGGACACGGCAGAGGAGGCGCUUAGGAGAGCUACUGAGAUAUGGAGAAAUAAUGCCGCGCGUGGAGAUCCCGAAACAUUUCCUCACUCCAGGAUUUUGAGGGAGCUCCGGGGUGAGUGGUUCUGAAAUGUCGGGUCGGGUCGGGUCUUUGGAUUGCAUGCAAAGCAAAUAAUGAAAUAAGAAGCUGAUUUUGGUGGUGAA